AUGAUUGGUGGUCUGCGGUUUCAUUAUUCAAGAUUUUCACGAUCAAAAGCAACGUUAAUUAGUUCACAUAAGUUUUCAACAAAUGUUUCUAAUAUACCACUAUCAAACAUCCGUAAAUCAAGUCGAAAGUUUCAGGUUGGAGGAAGGAUAUUUCAAGAAAAAUUAUUAUUUUUUCACAAAACAAAAGAUAAAUCAGUAUUUACAAAUCAAUUGAGAUAUUAUGUAGUUCCAAAUACAAUAAAUAAUAUAACAGAAGUACCUACGUUACCCUCGGAUGUUUCAUCAAAUAAAAUUGGAGAUUUAAAGGCAAUGGGUCUUGUUCAUUAUACUCCCGUUGGUGCUAUUGAGACCUUAUUUGAAGCGAUCCACGUUUUAAUUGGCAUUCCAUGGUGGGGAACAAUAAUAGUUGGCACUCUCUUAGUUCGUGUGAUUUUAGUACCAUUUGCAAUUCAAUCAGCACGAUCUAAUGCCAAAAUGCAGAACCUUCACCCGAUGAUCAAAAAUACAAUAGAUGAAAUUAAUGAAGCAAAAAAACAUCACGAUCAUACUUUACUGAUGAAAAAAACCCAACAAUUGAGUGAAAUAUAUAAAAAACAUGAACUUAAACCGUUUAAAAGUAUCUCACUUAUGUUACUUCAAGCUCCUGUGAUGAUUAGUUGCUUCUUUGCAACAAAAAGAAUGGCUGAAUUUCCAGUAGAAGGUUUUAAAACUGGUGGAACUUUAUGGUUUAUGGAUCUUACCGCGAUGGACCCUUAUUAUGUCUUACCAAUUAUGUCAACGCUUGGCUUUUAUUCAAUUAUUGAAUUGACGACUAGCCAAUUGAAGACACAAAAUCUUAAAUUAAAAUGGGGUAUGCGCAUAAUAACAUUAGCGGCUGUACCAAUUACGGCUUUUUUACCUGCAUCUGUUCAAGUAUAUUUUAUCAGUACAGCAUCUUUCAGUUUUUUACAAUCUUAUUCUAUGAAUCAUCCAAAGGUCCGAGAAUAUUUAAAGAUACCAGCUAUAAUUCAAUCAAAAGAAUCACCAAGUGAUUCUAUGAAUCCUUUUACAGAACUUUUACAAAAUAUUACAAAUAAAGGAAAAAAUGACAACAAAUUAACAAAAGCAAGUGGCAAGAAGAUUAUUAAUACAGGGACACUUUCACAUGGUGAAAAUAAAGCAAGUG
Diversispora eburnea is the source of this 1165-nucleotide messenger RNA. NCBI's taxonomy places the organism in Eukaryota, Fungi, Glomeromycota, Glomeromycetes, Diversisporales, Diversisporaceae. The record is from the annotation of a GenBank genome assembly.